GCGAGGCCAAAUGGGGUAGUUGAGAAGCCGCACUUCGACAUCCGCCAAGUCCUCUACAAGGCCGCAGACGGGGUCCAGAACAAGUGGUUGCAGGUCGCGCACUUCGCCUUCUGGUCCGAGCGAGUAUCCAUUUGCAAGCGAAUGGGGUGCUUGCCUUACUUCGCGGUGACCGGCUGUCAUCCGAUACUCCCUUUCGACAUAUCCGAAGCCACGUACCUGAUGCCCCCGCCCAAGUCGCUCGUCUCCACCACCAAACGCAUUGCGCGCCACGCGAUCGCUCUCCAGAAG
Messenger RNA from Trametes versicolor FP-101664 SS1, 288 nucleotides. RefSeq lists its product as uncharacterized. The record is from RefSeq and is a predicted model, not a curated record. The annotation marks the transcript as partial. The transcript has a single exon. Gene Ontology annotation, molecular function: nucleic acid binding. Lineage: Eukaryota; Fungi; Basidiomycota; Agaricomycetes; Polyporales; Polyporaceae.